CCCCCCUGUCCCUUUGUAAACUCCACACAACAACCCCUUGGAGCCGAGGAUGGGGACCCCUUUCCGCUUUCUCACAUUUUACCUCAUGCACUUAUCCGCAUUCAUUUGGGUGGUUUUGGCGCAUCUAUCAGUGCUUUCCCCCUUUCGACCUGUUUAUUGUCCCAUUCCCCAGUAUGGUAAUAGUAAGUUUUUUCGCCAUUUUGCCAUUUCUCGUUGAAUUCGCGUUCUUCAGGACUGCGGGGUUUUCUCGUUACCUCACUUCUUACGACCACGAUCGCCAUGCAUGUAUGGCCACCUCCUUGCUUUUGAUUCCCUUUAUUUGGCUUCUUAUCUAUUUGCCUAUCUCUUGUAUUCUGUUUUGCCUACGACUGCCCUUGUGACAACGAUCACGAUGACUAACGAUGUCACUUCACAUACUAUGUACACGGCGUGCACUCGUCCGCCCCAAGAACAUAUUUGCGUGUGGACAAUAUCCUGAAGUAUGGGAAGGUAAUAACCGAUGAUCUGGCAUCAGAUAUGGAUAUUGGUUAUAAAUGGAUAUCAUGG
Molecule: messenger RNA, 546 nt
Organism: Cantharellus anzutake
Lineage: Eukaryota; Fungi; Basidiomycota; Agaricomycetes; Cantharellales; Hydnaceae
Exons: 1
Coding region: 174-380 (68 amino acids)
Source: RefSeq, a predicted model, not a curated record